Molecule: messenger RNA, 704 nt
Organism: Emiliania huxleyi CCMP1516
Lineage: Eukaryota; Haptophyta; Isochrysidales; Noelaerhabdaceae
Exons: 8
Source: RefSeq, a predicted model, not a curated record
GUCGCAGCGGGUGCACAGCAGCGCCGCGCGCCGCUCGCCGGCGCGACGCCUCCCACCCGCGUUAGGCCGAUCGGCCCGCGCGUUUAGAGUGACAGUUGCCGCGCUAUGCCCUCCACCGGCCAUGGCGCCUCGGGCGUGGCGGGCGGCAUGCGGCGCCGGCCGAUUGACGUCAACAAAAAGUUGCCGCUGAUGCGCUCGAACCAGGAGCUCGCGCUGGAUGAAGACGCGACGCUGGUGCAGAACGAUCAGGAGGAGGACACAAUCAACACCACCGAGCUGCAGACCAAGCUCAAGGACAUCCCCGUCCCCGUCUCCCUCCCGCAAGAGCGGAUCAAGCGCGAAGUCCCCUUCGUCCAGACCGCAAAGUACAUCGCGACCCCCGCCGCUAUCGCCAUCAAGGAGCGCGCCGGCGCCGAGGCGGGGUACGUGGACUGGGACAUCGACCCCGCCGGCUACGCCUUCUUCAAGACGCUCAACGACGGGAGCGCCGGGUACUCCGGCCCCGCCAUCGACGAGCCCGCCUUCGAGCGCGUGAUCGACACCUUCGAAAAGGCUGUCAAGGCCGACACGCUGCCGCCGCUGCCAGGCCUCGAGGCGGCCCUCGCCGCUGUCGUGCCCGACAAGGCGCUCGUCUCCCUCUCGUACAACUGGUGGGUGGGCCGGCGCAAGCAGCUGGCGAUGCCGCUCGUGCGCGCGCUGAGGCC